Molecule: messenger RNA, 5378 nt
Organism: Hypomesus transpacificus
Lineage: Eukaryota; Metazoa; Chordata; Actinopteri; Osmeriformes; Osmeridae
Gene: fam222ba
Product: family with sequence similarity 222 member Ba
Exons: 3
Coding region: 1391-3172 (593 amino acids)
Source: RefSeq, a predicted model, not a curated record
GAUUUCAAUACCUUUAGUAGGAAACCUUUAAUCUGCAAUAAAUGUUGGCACAGGCAGAGACGGCAACAAAGGAGGCAUCAUAUACGUUAGCUAGCUAGCUGUAGCUGCCUCUCAAUCUGUAGAUCUCAUCAGUCAGAUCUGUUAUUAGCUAGUCAGCUACUGUCCAGAUAACAAACUUGCUAUGUUUGACUGGAUUGUAACCUGUAAAGGAAACAUUGUUGCUCGAAUGAGCAAGUUGAUGUCAAUGAUGUGGUUUGGUAUAGACUGUCAGUAAGCAAAUAGGUUAUCAGUAAUUGACAAUCAUGGUAUAUUGCAAGGCUGCUGUUGCGUGUACAGUGAGCCGUUGCUGGCUGCCUAGUGGUGUAACAUUUCAGAAUCUCAGUGCAUAUACAUGAAUGUAAAUUGAUGUAGCUAAUGCCAUCAAUUAGGCUGGGGUGACCAAGGUUGGAGUGCAUAAACAACCCCAACAAGAUAUCAAUUCAGAGUUCUGUGGAUAGAGUCUUAAAACUGAAUCUAAUGCAUAUCCUGUGGUAUUGUAGCUUCGGUAGAGAAUGACAUUACUGACGUACGUCCACAUUUUGACAGUAUGACACUAGUGUGUUGUCAAAAUUGAAUUUGUUGUUCUGAAGCUGUGCCACGUGGGUGUUCUGCUUAAACCACUAACCAGUUGCCCAUGUGCUAAAGAAAGGUGUGAUGGGGACUGAAUCAUCUUGUCGUUUACCAUACCCAUGGAUCUUCAUCUCCAAGUUUAAAAACUUUGUCUUUAUAGAUUCUUGUCAGAUUUCUGAUAGCUAUUCUUGGAAAUUAGUACAAACUAUCUUGUAUCUAAACAUACCUGUUUUGUAUUUGAUUGAAACUUGUAAGAUUUAAAAUAACAUAUUAAGUUAGUCCAGUAUCUCGAAUGUUACCCUUUACUAGGAGAACGCACUAUAGAUUGGUAAGACAAAGUCGACGUCAUGCUCAUCCAGCCAUGACACUUCGAGCACGGAAUCAUUGGUUAUUUUCUUACUUGAAAGCUAAUAGACCUAUUCGAUUGGGAAAACAUGCUGUCUGGCAGUCUUCUUGAUUCGACCUAGAUCCAAUAGGGAAGAACCAAAAUUUGACUUCCGGGUUGGUCUGAAGGAAAAAAAGCGUUCAUUUUCAUGGAUAUAGAUAGAGUUGGUACUGUAGCUCAGACACAGAGGGAGAUGUCUGUGCCACCUCAGGUCUGGGUCAGCUAGGCAUUUGGGUUUCUUCCUGCUGCAAUCCUGGGAAUCUAUAACAUGUGCCUCCAGCAAAUGGGAUUUGUGAUUGCUACAAUUUUACGGAAAAUCUAUCCGAGCCUGCGGUUGUUCUAAUCAAAUGUGUGAGGAGGAGCGACUGUCCCAUGUUACAUUAGUGUCGGUGUGAAAUGCUGGCCUGUCUGCCGCGGCCAGGUGACCUCUCCCUCCAGCUUCUCCCCCACACGCAGAUGAACACUGGACUUCAGAAAUGGGACACUACACAGAGGAUGAGAUCCGCUCAGUAUCCGACCCCUGCAGAAUUGGAUGCCUAUGCUAAGAAGGUCGCCAACAACCCCCUGACCAUCAAGAUCUUCCCCAACAGCGUCAAGGUCCCCCAGAGGAACCACGUGCGGCGCACGGUCAACGGGCUGGAUACCUCAGGCCAGCGCUACAGCCCCUACCCCCCCUCUCAGGCCAGCGUCAAGGCCGGCCUCCUGGCCGUCAUCAAGGCGCCCCUCGUCAAGGGCAUCCUCAAGGACUUUGACGGCAGCCGGGUCCGCCUGCACUCCGAGGUGAUCAUGAACCCCCCCGCGGGGCCCUACGCAGCCUCCUCGGCCAGCACUUUAACUCUCCACCACCCGCCGGGUGGGCCCCGGCCCCCGCAGAGCCUGCCCCCCCACCCCCAGACUCUACAAACUCUGCAGGGCCAAGCGCAAGGCCAGGGCCUCAGACACCCACCCCCUUUAUCCCAGCACCCCCGACCCCAGACUAUGUCCUCCCACGCCCCUGCACUGGCCCACCCCCAGCCCCCCGCCCUCCAGCUCCAGCAGCAGCACCAUCCGCAGCCCCCUCCAGGCCUGCAGGGGGGCAGAAAGCUGCCGGAUGGCGACGCGCCCCCCAACGUGACCGUCUCUACCUCAACCAUUCCUCUCUCCAUGGCGGCCGGCCUGCACCAGGGCCGGCAGGCCGACCUGAGCACCAUCGUGCACCAGAUCAACCAGUUCUGCCAGGCGCGGGCCCAGGGGGCCAGUGCCACAUCCAUGUGCGAGGGGCAGAUCGCCAACCCCAGCCCCAUCAGCCGAAACCUGCUCAUCAACGCCAGCUCCAGGGUGUCCAUGCACAGCAGUGGCCCCAACGGUCCCGGCCUGCCGCCCCACAACUGCGUCAUGGGCCCCGCAGACAACGCCGCAGCCCCUGUGGGCCACCCCCCACCCAACAUGGCCGCCAUGAACCGCAUGCCUGUCUAUCACAAUGAUAUCAAGCAGCAGCAGCAGCAGCACCACCAACAGCAGUUACAACAACAUCAUCAUCUUCAACAGCAGCAGCAGCAGCAUCAUCAACAACAACAUCAACAACACCAACACAACCACCAACAGCAGCAACAAAUGCGCUCUUGGAAUCAGCACCAGCUGGCUCAGCUCCAACACAUGCAGGACGGCGGGGGGCACCCCUGCAAGCAUCCCCCGAGGGACCCCGGCUUCCCCUGCAAGGGCCUGGGCUACCCUCCGGAGCUGUGCGUGGGCCAGCCUUACGCCCUGAAGCCCCCACUGGAGAAGCCCACCCCCUCGCCCCCCGUCAACAACAACGGCAUGCCCAUGGCCCACUACACCAACGGCCACUACUUUCAGCCCCACGUCUGGAACAGCAGCAUCCUGCCCACGCCCAACAGCGACAGCUCCGGGUCCCAGGACCUGGCCAUGCCAUUCCACGGGGGCAACCCGGGGGGGGCCGCCACCCUAGACUGUGCCCCCCCCGGGGGGGGAGGCCAUUACAGGCCAGGGACGGGCUCCUCCGGACAGACUACUCUGAUGCAAACGGCAGAUUAUUUGGGCGGGGACUUCCAGACGCCCUGCUUCCGAGAUCAGAAUCUGGGGCUGAUGGGCAAGAUGCACAGGCCUCCCAUGAACCGGGUGGGCCCGGAGGCCGGAGACGGUCGACCUUCUCACGUCCAGCACCCAGGGUACAGAUAAGCUAGGGCCUUGUCUACACAGCAGUUAUCAAAACAACCUUCUUUCAGUCCUAAGAGGUAAAAACAUGAAAUGAAUAAAUUCAGUAAAUGGCCGCCAACGUUUGAAAGAGGACAAAUGAAUAUAUUUAAUAAAGAGCAGUGUUUUUUUUUUUUUUUUUUUUUUGUCAAUUUUUUUUUUUUUUUGUCAAUCUUGCAAGUGAUCAAUUGAUUUUGUAAACGAGUGCUUUUACCAGGCACUUUAGGGAACUUUUUUUAUGUAUGUGAUUGUCGUCAUUCCCAGACCUCUUUCCCAAUCCCACCUGUCUAUCAGUGUGCCUGGAUCUGAAGGAUCCUGAGUUAUUUUGGACUUCAGACCUGUCCUUAAAGUUUUCUUUUUACACAUGAAAGAUGUCUCCUGCAGACGAUGAAGGAAAUCUGACUCCUCACAGAACUUCUUUUGAGGAUCUUGAUGUUCUUACAGAUUCACGUCGGGAUUCCUCUGCUCAGACUAGCGACUUUUGUCGGACAAGCGACUAAUUCCUUCUUUGUGUUUACAUGUGAAACUCAUAGUGAUGCCGAGUUUAAAUACAAGAAUAUAAUACACUUUCCCCUUGAUGUCGCAGCUGACGAAAGGUAAUUAUUUCUUCAGUGCAAACCUGUCACUGGACGCUACAAAGUACUUAUGGGCAGGCUUGCUGUAUGCACAUGUAGAAAGAAGCUGUUUUUCUUUUCGAAAUGUAAUUAUUUAUUUGUGAAAUAGGACUGUUUCUGAAUCAGGUCACUGUUACAGAUUGAUUCCUCGCUGUCUCUGAAGUGUCUAAUCAGGUUGUUUGUACAGAGUCGAGACAUCUAGAUCCUGCAGGAACCUGAAGGGCAGACUGGGCCGGACGCUCUCUUGCUCACAAUGCUGCAAUGAAUUCAGGUGACUGUUACAAACCCAUGUCUUUUUCACCAAUGCCAAUGAGUUUGGCAGCAUGAUUGUGAAAUCCUUUUUUUUUUUUCUCUCUCUCUUUCCAGUGUGUGGGGGACGGUGGUACAAAGACAUUAAAUGGGUUCAAUCUGAAGCCUUAGAUGGCCAAAGUCAAAUAUUUGAGGACAAACUGAUUUUUAAAGAUGUGCCAUUUUAUGCUGGUUUAAUUUUCCUUUUUUUCUUCUGAACCCGAAAACUAUUACUUGAAUUGUUGAAAUGAGAUGUUGAGUUUUGCAGGUGUUUGUUGAAGAGGGGGAGGGGGGGGGGGGGGGUGUGGACUAGUUCACAGGACUAAACUUGCUACUGCAGUGGAAAAGGAGUUGUUACUAAUGUCAUUUAGAAACUAACUAUGAACCAAAUCAGAGUUUGUUGAAAUCAUUGAGGUAGCUCAAGUUAGGUGUAGUUGCUACUGAUUCUGAUUUGAAGUGUGCUUGAAAAGACCAAAUUGAUCACUUGCAAGAUCACUUGGAGGUAUACAAAAGGAUGUUUAAGUUAAAGUGAAACAGCAAAUGCAUUGUUUAUUUUAUUGUACACUGGCUUACCUACUAUACUACUGUAACUUUAAAGUGUAAUGAUUGUGAAUGAAUGUUGCCUGCUGAUGUGGGUUAACGUGCGUGUGUGCGUGAGUAUCAGAAUAUAUGUGUGUGUGUUAGCAGAUGUAUGCGUGGGGGAACACACUGAAACCCACACCCUGUUUGCCCCCUUCCCUGACAGCCCUUAAAAAGCCUUAAGUAUUCGGUCCUGGGACUUUCCUUUUGAAAACAAGCAUGGUUAUAAUGAACCCAAAAUGAUGAUAAUGAGAGUGAGUAUUGCAAGAAUACAGAGGAAAAGCAAUUUCUCUUUUUGUUAUAAUUGACUUUAUUUUAAUGAAGUUUUGUUUGAUAGAAGAAAAAGAAAAAAGCAAUUCCUUAGUGAUACUUUAUUAUGAAAACAGGAAAUGGAGUAAUAUUUUGUAAUUCUAUUUUAAAGCUUUGUCUAGUUACUGGGCUGUAACAACACUUUUUUUCCUUCAGAGUUUCAAAGCUUCAGUUUGCAUUGUGACUAUUUAUAAUACUUGAUUUGCUUGUUAUUUAAAUCUUUUGUUCUUUUUUUUCCCUCUUUAUUUCUUGUACUAUUGCUGUGAAAUGGAAGAAGGUCCACCAGCCUUUCUUUGGCGUGACACUCUGUGGCUUUUUGACAGAUGAGGCGAGAGUGUGAGAGUUGUGCUACUCUUUUUGUAAUAUUGUAAUAAUAAAAUAAAGUUCUAAUUUAUGCUUUG